UACCGUCGAAGAAACCAAAUGGAUUACCUUUAAAUGAACAGCAUGUCUGUGGACCGCGUCAAUACAACAAACACAGAGCACUCCACCGAGUGCUCUGCAGAGUAUUCAGGACCGGCUCCCAGUGAUCCGAGCCAUACCCGGGAUGUGGCUGUCCUCCAGUCUGGCUGCUGCCGCUGCCUGCCCCGGUCAGUGCGACUUACCUUUACCCCUGGGUCCUUGGAGAGCCUUUACCAGAACUACUUUCGUAGGCAGAGAGAAGAGAACCUGCUGGUCUUGGUGUUAUUUGCAGCCCUCUUCAACAGCUUCAUUAUCAUUAUGUGUGCGGUGGUGUACACCGAGGACAAACUGGCCAUGGUGGUGGUCGCCGUUGUGGGGUUGGCAGUGGAUGUAGUUCUCUACCUGCUCUGCUGGUUCCAAAAACUCCCUACAUCCCCUAUGGCAAGAAGAGCGGUGCCAUAUGUGCUGUGGCUGAUGGUCACAAUCCAUGUCUUAUGUUACAUGGGACUGAACUACAAGCGAUUCUCUGAUGCAAGCGACUCUGUGGGCUGGCAGGCUUUCUUCAGUUUCUCCAGCUUUUUGACUUUACCGCUGAAUUUGGUGCCCCUUGUCCUCCUCGCAACGCUCUCCUCUGGGAUACACACCCUGACACUGGGGGUCACUGUGGCUCAAAGGUUUGGGGAUAAUCUUCAGGGGGCCAUGCUGGUGAGACAGCUGCUGGCCAAUGUGAUGCUCUACCUGUGUGCAGCCAUGGUGGGUGUGAUGUCAUUUUACAUGGCCGACAGGAAGUACAGAACAGCGUUUUUGGAAGCUCGUCAGUCUCUGCAGGUUAAACUGACUCUGGAGGACCAGAGCACCCAGCAGGAGGAACUGUUGCUCUCCAUCCUGCCGAAGCAUAUUGCAGAUGAGAUGCUGCAGGGCAUGAAGAACCAGGCCAAUCAGAACGAGGUCCAGCAGCAGCAGCAGUUCAACACCAUGUACAUGUACCGCCAUGAAAACGUCAGUAUACUGUUUGCAGACAUUGUGGGCUUCACCCAGUUAUCCUCAGCCUGUAGUGCACAAGAGCUGGUGAAGCUGCUCAAUGAAUUGUUUGCCCGCUUCGAUAAACUGGCCUCACAACAUCACCAACUGAGAAUUAAGAUUCUUGGAGACUGUUACUACUGCAUCUGUGGUCUGCCAGACUUCAGGGAAGACCAUGCUGUUUGCUCUAUAAUGAUGGGCCUUUCAAUGGUGGAAGCUAUUUCGUAUGUGCGCGAAAAGACAAAAACCGACGUGGACAUGCGCGUGGGUGUUCACACAGGCACUGUGCUCGGUGGCGUCCUCGGUCAGAAGCGUUGGCAGUUUGAUGUUUGGUCAACAGAUGUCACUGUGGCCAAUAAGAUGGAGUCUGGAGGAAUCCCUGGGAGAGUGCACAUUUCCCAGAGCACUAAGGAUAGUCUGCAUGGGGAAUUUGAGGUUGAGCCUGGAAAUGGAGCAGAGAGGUGUGAGUACCUGCUGGAGAAGGGAAUUGACACUUACCUGGUUCUCAAACCCAAAGAGGAAGCAAAUGGACUCAAUGGAACCACACCUGGGGCACUGACCAGCAGAAAUUCAAAUCAGGUGAUCAAUACAACAAUAACCAAUGGGAGCACAGUCUCCCCUCAGUCAAUGCUGACUAGCCCUAAACAGGAGAGAAAUAAAAUGGCUGAUGAACAAGCUAUCAACAGACGACUGCAGCAGGAACUUCUGGACAGAGAGUCUCAGCAAAUAAUGAAGGAUCAAAUCAAUCCCGUUUCACUGCGGUUUGUGGAUGGAAAGUUGGAGGAGCACUACUCCUCAGAGAAGGAGAAGAGAAGUGGUGCAGCCUUCAGCUGCUGUGUCAUUGUGCUCUUUUUCAUCACAGCAAUGGAAGUGUUUAUUGACCCGUUGUUGGUUGUGAACUACGUGACUCUCGCUGUUGGACAGCUGUUGUUGCUUAUUCUCACAGUUUGCUCCCUAGCUGCAAUCUUUCCUAGGAUGUUCUCUAAAAGGUUGGUUUCCUUCUCAAUGUGGAUCGACCGCACGCGGUGGGCUCGGAACACGUGGGCCAUGGCAGCCAUAUUUGUUCUAACCAUGGCCGUAAUAGCCGACAUGCUAAGUUGUGUCCCACCUUCACUGAGGCUCUUUAACAGUACCUUUGGCCCGAUGCUGGAGUCUCUUGGCGACCGAGGCUGUGCAGAAAAUCCAAAGUAUUACAGCUUCAUGGCUGUGAUGUCACUCAUCGCAACCGCCAUGUUGGUUCAGGUCAGCCACCUGAUCAAACUGGGCCUCAUGGUGUUAGUUGUCACAGCAACAGGAGCAGUAAAUAUCUACAGCUGGAGUGACCUAUACGACUUGUAUGAUUUUAUACAGUUUGCCUCCUACAGAACAUCCAUAGUGCCAUCAAAGUAUCUCAUGACAAUGAUGAUUAUUAUCAUGAUGAUAAGCUUUUACUUCUUUGCGCGCCAUCUGGAGCGUCAGUCGAGGAAGCUGUUCUUGUGGAAGAUUGGGGUUCAUGACCAGAAGGAGAGGGUGUUCGAGAUGAGGCGCUGGAACGAGGCACUGGUGACCAACAUGCUGCCAGAGCAUGUGGCCAAACACUUUCUGGGCACUAAAAUGAGAGAUGAGGAGCUGUACAGUCAGUCUUAUGAUGAAAUUGGUGUGAUGUUUGCCUCCAUUCCAAACUUUUCUGAUUUCUAUACUGAAGAGGGCAUCAACAACGGAGGCAUCGAGUGUCUCAGGAUCCUCAAUGAAAUCAUUUCCGAUUUUGACAGUUUAUUGGACCGAGAUGAGUUCAGGUGUAUCACAAAGAUCAAGACGAUAGGAAGCACAUACAUGGCUGCCUCUGGACUAACGCCCGAAAGCAACACCAACGGAUAUGGCAGCCGAAAGCCAGAAGACCAGUCGCUCAUUGAACGCUGGCAGCACCUGUCUGGGCUGGCAGAUUUUGCCCUGGCCAUGAAGGUCACUCUUGAUAACCUCAACAAGCAAUCCUUCAACAACUUCAUGCUACGGAUUGGUUUGAAUAAAGGAGCUGUUCUGGCUGGAGUAAUUGGAGCCCGUAAACCUCACUAUGACAUCUGGGGUAACACAGUCAAUGUGGCCAGUAGAAUGGAGUCAACUGGAGUGAUGGGCAACAUCCAGGUGGUGGAGGACUGCUAUGACAUCCUGAAGGAAUAUGGCUUCCGCUUCAUUCGAAGAGGGCCCAUAUUUGUCAAGGGAAAAGGAGAGCUGCUUACCUUUUUCAUGAAAGGGAAAGACAAGUCUAGAGGCAAAGCAGGUCCGGGAACAACUGCUCUUCCGCACCAAGUAGAGGACCUUUCCUGACUUUUUUCACCUGCAUAUUUCAAUUAACAUGCAAACCGAUUUCAGGGCAAUAAUAGCUUUGCUCCACUUUUCUUGUACACAGUUAUUUUUCAGCAUGUUUUUAUAAACUCUGCCACUCAUGUUAGCAGCAAAAAAGUACAGAAACCAAUAAAUUCAAAUGCCACUGCACAAUAAUCAUGACUAUUAAAAAACUGCAUUAAAUUUUUGCAAAGUAAUGCAAUAGGUCCCACACUGAUGACAUCAGAACAAACAAACCUAUGGUCUUUUCUAAAUAGUGCCAAGAAACAUAGGUGACAUUCUCAAAUAAAAGAAACACUUUUCCAUUUUCUUUGUGUAAAUGUAGCAUGUAGAAUCCGUUUGGAAACAUCAAUUGAUGCAGGAAUGAAUUUUUUUGUUAGGUGAACACAGAGCUUGCCUUACUCUCACCAAUGACAUAAAUGCCUCAUUAUUAUUUUUUUAUUUGUUGAUAUUAAGGAGCGUGAUGUCAUCAUACUCCACAUUUAAGUAAAACACAAAGAUAUCUAAGAAUGCCGCAAGAGUCAGAAUGUAAAUCUGUGUUUAUAAUUUUAUGGAUGUAUGUAACAAACAUGUAACAUACUUUGUUUUACCUUGUGGCUAAUUACAUUGCAUUUACACUUUUAAUAAAUUAUAUUUAGUCUUUGUGUUUCAAAUUAUUUUACAAUGUUUUGAAUGUUGUGCCAAUAUAAGUGGCAUCCUAGUCAAUGAAAACUACCAGUAGUUACUAAACCGGAGUGAUUGCUUUAUUUACUGAAAUUAUUCAUAUUUAGAGCUUUUUUUUCUUUAAAAUUGAAAUAAUCAGAAUCAAAACUCCAUUCAAGUGGAUAAAUACAUAUACACCAAAACAUACAAAAAAACAAAACAAAAAAAAAACAUGGGCAGUUGAGGCAAUAAAUAUAAAAUAGUGACUCCUCCAGACUGUUUCACACCAAACCUGUUACCUGAUACUGACUCACAUCUACCCUGGAAAGGAUAGAUGGGAUCUUCAUGAUGCUAGAGCUGCCUGAUGCUUUUUUCAUAACUUAUCCAAGGCAUGAUGUUUAAACACCACAGAGUUUGUGUAGCAGGGCAACAGUCUUCAUCUCAUCUAAACUAUACUUGCUCAGCCACUGUAUUCAAAAUAGAGAAAGUAAAAGGUUAAGUGUCAGAGUCAUAGUAAGGCUUCAAACCCUAGUAGAUUCUGGCUAACUGUUCAAUUGGGCAUAAUACCUCAUAUUGCAAUUGUAAGAGUAGCCUGCACAAUGUGUAGGAACUAGGAAUUAUGUGUAGGAACUGAAUCCCAAACAUCAUCUAAUAUUGAAAAGUUAAUCAUAUCUCCCAUUCAGAUUUUUAUUAGUUUCUCAGCAAAAUUUGCUAUAAAUAAAGGAGAUUAUGACUUUUUCAUGAUGUUGUGAGGUAAGAAGCAGCAGCCAUGCUGGUGGCCAAUUUGUGUACCACAUUGAAGAAAUGGGCCUGAAGAAAGUGUUUAAGUUGUAAUCAUCUGAAAUAGAGUAUUUGGGAAUGUGUAUAUCUGCUCAAUGAUGCCUAUUUGUUCUGUAUGAUUAAGUUAAAUUGAUUGAUUUAACUUGUUUAAACUAAUCAGAUAAUAACUAGGUGGAAGACUUUCUGAUGCAUUGACAUUUGCUUAGCCAAUCAGUAACUCAUUAAUCAAGCAGUGUUUCAGUAUUGAUCAAAGGUUUAUUUAACAAGUUAAAGUGGGAUGACUGCUAUUCCUUCAGAAUAUCUUGUUAAUGUGUGACUCUUGUAAUGAAUUUAGGCAUUUGCACACUAGCAUUAUAAGUAUCAUUUUGUUGGUACUGGCUAAUGAAUAGAACAGAUACAUUAUAGAAAGCUGCAAACUGCAAAGAAACUGUCAGCAUAGAAUGGCUUUUGGAGUUAUAUUUCAUAAUUUCUCAAUCACUUUGAUGAUAAAACACAAAUUGUUUCUCAGUAUUA
Xiphophorus maculatus (southern platyfish) is the source of this 5274-nucleotide messenger RNA. RefSeq names its product adenylate cyclase type 3-like. Gene Ontology annotation, cellular component: plasma membrane. Lineage: Eukaryota; Metazoa; Chordata; Actinopteri; Cyprinodontiformes; Poeciliidae. Gene Ontology annotation, biological process: intracellular signal transduction; cAMP biosynthetic process; adenylate cyclase-activating G protein-coupled receptor signaling pathway. The transcript has 20 exons. Gene Ontology annotation, molecular function: adenylate cyclase activity. Bases 34 to 3321 code for a protein of 1095 amino acids. The record is from RefSeq and is a predicted model, not a curated record.